Molecule: messenger RNA, 1443 nt
Organism: Rhea pennata
Lineage: Eukaryota; Metazoa; Chordata; Aves; Rheiformes; Rheidae
Gene: CCDC91
Product: coiled-coil domain containing 91
Exons: 11
Coding region: 1-1443 (480 amino acids)
Biological process (GO): Golgi to lysosome transport
Cellular component (GO): trans-Golgi network
Source: RefSeq, a predicted model, not a curated record
AUGCGCCGCUACCUGGGACAACAUUUACCACAGAGCUCCGCGUGCGCACGCGCCCAGAUACCUCCACCGGCAUCAUGCGAAGCAGCCCAACCCGUGCAGCGGCUGGACCUCGGCGACAUCCAAUCAACGACGGGAUUAGCCUCACGUAACUCGCGAGAGGCGGGGUGUGAGCUAUCUGAAAUCCAUGCAUCUCAAAAUGUUUCUCCUGAUGUUCUUCUGGAGCACUUCAUGCCUUCUUCCUGCCUUGUUUGUUCUGACUCAUUCACUUCAUCGAGUGAUAAUGUGGCAACAACUGUUCAAAGGGCCGACAGUGUUUUAAACACAGCUGUUCUUAAAGAACAGAUUCCAGUAGAUAUUCCAAUUGCCAUUCUGAAUCUAAUUGAAGACAAGUCUUUAGUCACAUCAGCCAUUGCUUUGGGUGAUGCUGAGAUACAGACAACAAAAGAAUCAAAGAAUGACCUUCAACAAACUAUUACAAGUUUAGAAAUUAAUCUUGGCACUGAUGAAAAAUUUAUCAUUAGAAAGAAAUUAGAAUAUUUACUAGAGAAAUACAAUAUUCCAGAAAUGGAUUUCUUGAAUGAAAAACAAGAAAAAGUCAUUUCACAUCAAGAUGAUUACAAGAUGCUUCAGGAAAUAUUGUGUCUUUCUCAUGGGGACCUAGCAGAAGUCCUGUUUGAGGAUUCAGAGAAAUUGCAGAAGAAAUUAAUUGGGGAUGUUGAUAUUUUACUGGAGAAAAGCACUGGGUCUCAGCAUAUUUCCUUGGUGCUGCUGCAGUCUACAGUUCAACAGCAAGAAGCAGCUACUGAAAAACAGUAUAUAUUGACAAUUGAAAAACACUCUCACAAAUGUGAAGAACUUAAUGCUCAGCAUCAAAGACUUCUUGACAUCUUGGAAGCAGAGAAGGAAGUAUUAUCAGAAAAGAUAAAAGAAGCUUUGCUGCAACAGUCACAAAAACAUAAGGAAGUGCUUGACAAAUGUUUGGAUGAGGAAAAGAAAAGAAGUAAGGAGACUCUGGCAGCUGUGGCAAAGGCUGAAAAAGAAGUAGUGCAGGAAGCUAUUCUGAAAGCAGUAGAGGAGGAAAGGAGAAAUAUGGAGAAGAUUCAUGCAGAAGAAAGGAAAAUGUGGGAAGCAGAAUGUGACUCACGCAAAGAGAAGAUUGCCCAGGCUGUUCUGGAAGCCAUGCAAGAACAAAGAAAACAUGAUCAAGACAUUGUCAGAGAAGCUUUAAUGGAAGAGCAAAAACGAAGUCAAAAGGCAGUCGAAGAAGCUGUGAAAAGGACAAGAGAGGAACUGGUGGAAUAUAUUAAGGAACAGAAAAGGCUUGAUCAGGUUGUCCGUCAGAGAAGUCUGUCUAGUUUGGAACUUUUCCUCUCAUGUGCACAGAAACAAUUAAGCACUUUAUUAAAGGAAGAGCUUGUCACUGCAGAAGAAAAGAGGGAGUGA